AUGAGCUUCUCAUCGAUUUUUGUAAUCUUUUUGGCCUCGGCUGUUUUCACCGUGAACCCUAAUUUGAUUGGCUGGCAACAGUCGAUCGCGGUCUCUGGACGGCUGAUUUGUGAGGGAAGCCCCGCGCAGGGCGUUCUCCUGAAGCUCUACGACGAGAACUUGCGUGAGUUUGAAGAGGCAGUUGUGAAUAUAUGAUAUUUUAUUAGUUAUCGACACCCUGCUCGCCGAAAGUUACACCAACAGGAAUGGGGAAUUCGCGAUGGACGGCCAUCGCCGGGAAAUCAGCGACGUCGACCCGAAACUCAACAUUUAUCAUAGGUGCAACUACUAUGGGGUUAGUGAAACUUGUCAAAGAAACAUUAGAAAGACCUGACAAGGAAGGUCAUUUUACUACUUCCUGAAAAUCGGCCAGAUCAAUCCUUGAUGUACCAGAUCAAGAUUCUAGAAGUAUCAAGAAAAGACGCUUGAUUUUUAGGAUUUUCUUUGACUUUGAGGCCGGAAAAGCUUUCAAAGAAGGUUCAGACUACAGAUUUUUCAAAAAUUCCGAAACAGGAAAGUUUUAUCAGAAGAAGUUUCGAAGUCAAAGAAAAUCCUAGAAAUCCUUUAGAAUUGCGACUUGGAGCUCUUAUUUUGCAAUAACUAGGAAUUUGUGCAACUUGAGACUUUCAGAAUCUUUUUCUGGUACAUCAAGAAGUUCUUGGACCAAAUUUCCAGAAACCGGAAAGUGAAAUGACCUUCUUGGAAAGCCCUUUAGUUUCAAGAGAUAGGAAAAUUCAGAAAGCUUCCAGAAACCAAAGAAAGUUUCAAACAGUUUCAAUAGGACAAAGAAAAAUAAAAUCGAGUUCCUCGAAAAAAGUUCAGUGAAGUUUAAAUUGAUGAUUCUUCUGCUUUGCCUCCUUUCCGAAGUUUCAGCAAUCUCUAAUCUGAACCUCUUUGAACAUUUUCCUUUUUACUUCAGCUGAAAUCAGAGCCUUCUAGGCUGACAACUUGUCUUACAAGCUUAAAAAUUGAAAAAGUCUCUAGAUGAAAAAAAUAACUAGGUUCAAGUGAAGCUUGGGAAAGAAUAGAUUCUGAAGCCCUCUAGUUUGAAAAGAUAGGAAAAUUCAGAAGCUUCUAGAAAACACAGAAAAUUUUGACAGUUUCAAAGGGACAAAGAAAAAUGAAUUCAGACAUCGCAACGUGUGGGAAAAUUCAAAAGCCGACAAUUCUUCUAAUAAAACUUCGCUCAAUGUUUCCGAAUUUUCGAAAAAUAUGUAGUUUGAACCUUCUUCGAAAGCAUUUCCGGUACCAUUUUUCUAUUUUCAGCUGAAAUUUGAGAGUCUGAGGACUUGAAGUUUGUCUAAGAACCUUGGGGACACUUGGGAAAGCUCGAAAAAUCUUCAGAUAAAAAUUAUUAGGUUUUUUUAUGAGUUAAUGAAGUCCGGACGCUUAGAGAUGAAGAAAAAAAAAUUUAUUCAAGGCUACUGGGAAGAUUUUUAGUGACCAGUUUAGGAAUUCGAUGCUUAAGGGGCCACUAUAGUAGUCGAACUAGUGGCCACUCUAGUGACAAAAACUUGAUGGUCUCUUUAGAAGCCUAAGUGAUACUACUGGACUGUUGAAAACUACUAUAGUGGCCAAUAAGGCGCAAAACAGUGGCUUCUAUAGAGAUGGUGUUUGUGGCCACUUUAGUGAAAAGAACUUGAUGGUCUCUUUGGAAGCCUAAAUGAUACUAUUAGACCAUUAAAAACUACUAUAGUGGCCACUAAGACGCAAAAUAGUGGUCACUUUAGUGUCCUAGUCCUUGAAAAACCUCUUAAGUGGCUACCCACUACAAACUUAAAAAAAAGAAACGGAAGAAUUUCAGCCGUGCUCGAGAAAGAUUGCGAUCCGGAUCCCGCAUAGCUACCUCUCGGACGGCAAAACUCCCAGCCGCGUUUACGACGUCGGAACGAUCAACCUCGGGAAUCGAUUCAACGGCGACACCAUCGAUUGCAUACAUUAA
Messenger RNA from Caenorhabditis auriculariae, 1981 nucleotides. The record is from the annotation of a GenBank genome assembly. Lineage: Eukaryota; Metazoa; Nematoda; Chromadorea; Rhabditida; Rhabditidae.